This is a messenger RNA of Effrenium voratum, 2001 nucleotides long. The record is from the annotation of a GenBank genome assembly. NCBI's taxonomy places the organism in Eukaryota, Dinophyceae, Suessiales, Symbiodiniaceae.
AUGGUGCGGCGCACUGGCCCCGGGGGCGUUGCUGAGAGCCGCGUGGGCAUUCUGCGGCAGCAAGCGCUCCUCAAAGCGCUAGAUGUGCUGGACGAGCUGGCGCUGGGGGCCCAGCACCUGGACCCAGCGCUGAUUGCGCUGCUGGGCCUGGGCGCGCGCAGAGCGGGGCCUGGGGCCUGGGAGACCAGGUGGUCGGAGUGGUGGUCCGCAGAGGUGCAGGAUGCCGCGGGCGGCAAUCCCCGGACCAUGCCGCUGGUGAUGAGCCAGGACCCCUGUGCCUUGCCGCACGUAGAGACCGCUGAGGGCUUGCAACUGGUGCCGGUGCCGGAGGAGUUUGUGCGCCUGGAGGGCCACCACUGGGCCCACAGCGAGGCCCGGGGCAGCGUCUACCGCCUGCGGGCCUUCGGAAGCCGCGCCGAGGGCCUGCUGCUGCCGGACUUCUGCCAGGUCGAGGCGGCUGCAGUCACCUACAUUCACUCGGGGCAGGAGCAGAGAGACAGCCGCUGGCUCCUGCCGGGCUUAGAGAAGCUCUCGCAGCAGGUGAGUCUGCGUAAGCUACGGCUAGCUGAGCUGAUUCCGGUGAUCCAGCGAUCCAGCACAAUUUCACUAGUGCUGGUGGCAGGGCGCCUGCGCUUCAAGGAUGGUCCGCAGGCCUCCAGCUUCAGCCGCCCCGCGGCGCGCAGGUGCCCCUUCUACAUCGAGGGUGUCGACAUGGGCGCCAGGUUGGAGCUCUGCGUGGUGCCGCCGCUGAGGACGAAGAGCGGGGAUCCGGAGAAGGUGGACGCCGAAGCGCUGCGGGAGCUGGGCCUGGAGCUCUUCCCUUUGAGCAGCGGCUGUCGGCUUUGCGUGCGGCAAAGUGGGGGACCGCAGCUGCGGCUUCUCAGCAGCUCCCUGGAGGAGAUCUGCGGGUACCUCGCCGGCGGCUGGCUGGAGAGUCUGCAGAGCGCGCCCAGCACUUGGGCGCCGCUGGCGGUGCUGGAAGCCCGUAGCGCGGACCUGGAGGAGCGCCUGGGCCACGUCCCGGGCCGCGGCGCCUUCCUCCGCAGCUGCGCGGCCCGGCGCUGCGGCUGCGGCGGGGAGGCCGUGGGCGCGGAGCUGCUGGAGGACGGGCGCAAGGUGCCGCUCUGCGUGGCGUGCGCGGCCUUCGUGCCGGGCUCCGACACCUUUGAGCUGAAGCGGGAGCUGGCCGAGCACACGGGCCGCCCCAACGGCGAGCUCCUGGGCUCCUGCGACUCGCGCCUGGACGACGUGCUGAGCGCCGGGCUCGAGGAGAGCUGCAGCUGGCGGAAGGACCUCGUGCCGUCGGACUGUGCGGUGAUGGCGGCGGGGGGGAUGCUCUCCCUGAAGCCCCCAGCCGCCGGGUGGCCGGAGGAAGUUCAGGCCGAGCUUCAUCGGCAGCUGCGCAUCCUGCUGGGUUGUGACGAGAAGGCCCUGCGCAUCAUGCACACGGGUCCGGAAGCGGACACCGCCAAUCUGCUGGUCACUUUCCUGCUGCUGCACCCGGCAGUGCUCAACAUCAACGAGGACAAGGAGGAGCGGAUCGACCCCAAGAUCCCUUUGCUGUGGUUCUGGAACUUGGAACUGGAGCUGCGGCGUAUGGCCGCGAACCAGGGCCUGCGGGCCCGGUGGACCAAGAAGGAGCAGGACUCGGCGGUGCCCUUGUUGUUGGUCAGCGACCUGCGGCGCGUGGUGCUGCCCUGUACCUUGAUCCUGCUCACGGCCAAGAACUACGAUGCGCCAGCGCCAGAAGAGCAUGCAAGAGGGCCGCCAGCGAAGGGUGCGAUACAAGGCGAAAUGAGCGAAGCCAUCGAAGCUGUCCGGCUGCGCAUGGCAGAAGCAGGACCCAAGAAAGAGCAGCGGGUGAACAAGGAGGUGCAGCGGAGGCUCUCCACGCAAGCGCGGCGCAACACGGUGGCAGAGAUCGCCGCCACGGAGCGGCGCCCCAGCCAGGACCAACAUUUGGACAAUUUAGCCUUGAAGUAUCCGAAUCUGACGCUCUAA